Molecule: messenger RNA, 496 nt
Organism: Vitis vinifera (wine grape)
Lineage: Eukaryota; Viridiplantae; Streptophyta; Magnoliopsida; Vitales; Vitaceae
Exons: 3
Coding region: 80-496 (138 amino acids)
Source: RefSeq, a predicted model, not a curated record
UAUAUCUUUAUUUAUUAUUUGUUUUGCAUAUACAUAUUUUAAGAGACAGUGACCUACAUUGGACUACGAGAGGUGUGUGAUGCAAGACUCGAGACAAAGACAGAGUGAGGAAGGCAUGGAUUCAAAGGAAGAGAAAACCCCUUCACAAAAAAAAUAUAGAGGGACAACAAGGAAAUCCAUGAUUAUAAGGAAUAGGAAUAGAGGGAUAAAGUUGGUCAUAAAGUACAAUGCUGAUGGUAUCUAUGUAGGAGAAUCUUCUGUGCACCUAACAAGCUACUUAGGUGUAUUGGCACGUACGAUGGUACCAAUCAGAUAUAACACAUGGCGAGAUGUCCCUGAACAAUUGAAGGAUAAGUUGUGGGACUCUAUUGAGAUUGCUUUUACAUUAGACAAGAAAAGUAGAAGGAAUUGUAUGCUUACAUUAGGAAAAUGUUUUCGAUCUUUUAAGAACACGUUGAUUGUGAAACAUAUUCUUCCUUUCAAAGAUGCUUCUUAA